GCACUAAAAAUGCCACUCCGUCGCAAAGAAAUUUUUUGCAAAGAGUAAAUUAAUAUAAGAUUUUUUGUUUACCUAUGUACAGUAGUUAACUUAGUUUUCUUCUGGUUGGUGUGCUUAUUUGUCUUCCUAUUUUCAACUAUAUUUAUUAGGUAUCUACCAAGUUUACGUGGAAAACUAUCUUUUCAUUUGGCCAAGUGAGCUAGGCGAAAACUUAUAUACUGUGCUCACACAUUAGGUACAAUGUCGUCUAUAGAUUUUGAUCCAGCAAUAAAACUGUGUCUGAAAUAUUUACAUUCGAGUGCUCCUGACUCUACUGAACAGUUACGGUUGACUCUUGAUGAUUACAUUCGACAGACCUACGGCAGUUCCAAAACUCUGGGUAAUGUACUACCCAAAAAAUAUUUGAAUGAAGAGAAAUCGGAAUCUGUGAGAUCGAAACAUAAGAACGAAAAAGCUUCCAGUAGCAAAACUAUACCGAUACCGCAGCAAAGUCCUCAGCAAAUACAGAUUCCUGAGAGAGAAAAUGAUGAUAGCUCUGUUAUGGAUGGUGAAUUGGCUUUCGAUCUACUGGAGGAAGACUUGACAUGUGUUGUCUGCCGGCAAAUUGCUGUGCAGGCUGGGAACAGGCUUGUGGAAUGUGAUGUUUGUCAUUCUCUUUAUCAUCAGGAUUGCCACAAGCCUGUUAUCAGCGACAGCGACAUGGGCACAGGGUGGCAGUGUCAGUCGUGCAUAACAAUGCAUGGAUUUUCUGGUGGAUUCUCUAGCAAAUCUUCUUCAGCUUCAAAAUCACCACCACUGGUCUCUGGUUCCACUACUCCUGUGAAGAUAUCAUCAAGUAGUUCUGCAUCAUCGUCUCCAUCUAAAGUUGUAACACCCAGCAUUAAUAUAAUAUCUGCUGACAAGCGUCUUCAAAUUAUGAAGAAAAAGGCUGCCAAACAACAUGAAAAGAAAAAGGGCUCCAAAUAACAUAUGAUUUGAUUUGUUGUUGAAGUUAGCCAAAAUUUGUUUAGUCUUCAACAAUUACAGAAAUAGAACAAAGUUGAAUAAUUUGUAAUAAUAUUUAUAGAUAACACUAUAACUAUUAUAAGGUAAAUAACUUAAUCAAAACUCUUAGAAAUUGACUUGAUUGUGUCGUUGUUAAAAUUACAAUUUCAAUUAGUUCAACUGGCAUAGAAAAGUUAUAGUGCCUAUACGAGACAUUAGGCAAGACUAGUAUUUUUUUUUCUUAUACAUUUAUAAAUAAAAUGAUAAAGAUUUAAGAAAGCACAAUUUUAUAAGAGGGCUGCAAGAGGGUUAGUAUUUAAAUUUAAGCUUGUAUGUUUUCUAGAUUCCGUCUUAAUAAUAAAUGUGAAAAAAAACAUGA
Molecule: messenger RNA, 1363 nt
Organism: Plodia interpunctella (Indianmeal moth)
Lineage: Eukaryota; Metazoa; Arthropoda; Insecta; Lepidoptera; Pyralidae
Gene: IntS12
Product: Integrator 12
Exons: 2
Coding region: 241-966 (241 amino acids)
Source: RefSeq, a predicted model, not a curated record